Messenger RNA from Paramecium octaurelia, 903 nucleotides. NCBI's taxonomy places the organism in Eukaryota, Ciliophora, Oligohymenophorea, Peniculida, Parameciidae. The record is from the annotation of a GenBank genome assembly.
AUGAAAAUUAGGAUAUGUAAUGUUACAUUUACAUUUUAUUUAUAGUGACGGUGGAACAUAUAAUGAUAAGCAUAACAAGAAUGGAAAAUGGAUAGAAUUAAGAGAAAUUUUUGAGGUAUUGGAAAUUGUAAUUAAUAUUUAGUAAUUCAUAUAUCCCCCAUGGCGAUGAAUAUAAAAUUAAUAAAAAGAUUGAUAAAUGGGAUAUCAAUUACAGAUUUUCAAGUAUUUAUCAAUUUGAAUGGAUGUAAAUAUGUAUAUUGUCUUUAGUGUCGGUGGAUCAUACAACUAGGAUGGUAUUAAAAACGUUUUAUGGAUAGACUUGAUUGGUAAUUUCUAUCGGUAUGAUAACAAUUAGCAUUAUUUCUAAUAUCUUAGUUAAAGAUAAGUGAUGUUUAAAGGAGAAUAUUAAAACAAUCAAAAGUUGAUUAAUGAGGUUCUCAUUUUAGAAUUUGUAUUUUAGAGCGAUUUUGAUUGAUUUAAAUGUUAUGAUCAUCUUAUUUUUUAAUUUAGUGGUGGUGGAUCAUAUGACAAAACAGGAAUUAAGAAAGGAAAAUGGAUUGAGCUAAGCAAUAAAUUGUAUAAGUAAUUUAUUAACGAUAGUUAAAUCAUUUAUUAGGGGAUGUACCAAAAUGGGAAAAAAGUUGAUAAAAGAAUAUCAAUUUUAGGGAGUUUGAUUAACUUGAAAAAUGUAGUAUAAUUUAUUUAUUAAAGGAGUAACUUAUUAUGAUGAGUAGGGAAUUAAAGUUGGAUUGUAAUCAGAAACUAGCUCAGGUUUUUUAAGUAUUUAAAUCAAUUAUUUUCUCUUCUUUUUAGUUUAAGUUAAGUUAUAUAUCUAGGAUAUGUGUUAUUGUUCGAAGCCUACUUGAAAUUAAGCAGGUUAAUUUAAUUUUAUUAUCUCAAUGA